Messenger RNA from Botrytis deweyae, 3933 nucleotides. RefSeq lists its product as uncharacterized. The record is from RefSeq and is a predicted model, not a curated record. The transcript is spliced from 7 exons. Lineage: Eukaryota; Fungi; Ascomycota; Leotiomycetes; Helotiales; Sclerotiniaceae. Bases 1 to 3933 code for a protein of 1310 amino acids.
AUGUGUAUGUUCAGGAUCACUACUUAUGAUGAGUGUUGGGGCCAGUACACUCACUUAUUAAUUUGCGCCAACGAAUCAUCCAAUAAGAAUGAACUUACGUCUCCGCAAGAUCGCGUUCUUUCGGCGUUGAAAUGUCCAAACUUGAAAUCUGAGCAUAUCAACAUCGGAGGUUCGAGAUGUAAUUGCAAACUCAAUCCGCGAGCCUUCAACACUGUUUGUAACAGGAUGUGGGGAGGUGACUUUGUUGGAAGUGUUAACUGUAGCAUGAAUCCCGGAUCUGCAGUAAAAUUUCAAUUUCGCGGCCGAGAAUGGGAGAACUGCACCAACGUGGAUAUGCUACUUAGAGGAGGAGUUCGCCGUGUUCCAGAUGGUUACAACCCAAGUGCGCAAGCAUGGAAUGAUAGUGAGUGGGAUGGAGACGAUAAGCAGGUAGAUUGGAGAGACAAAGAUUGGGUCAUGUUGGCAGAGAAGGGAAUGGUUACGUGGCAGAGCCGCAAAACUCGAAAGCCCAGUAAUUUUCAACAUCCGAUGAUACCAGGAGGUAUUCAGCUCCCUGCGGAGACUCAAACUUACCAAAAGGUUCAACUGGAGAAAAACGAAAUGUUUUCGACCCAGCACAAUUUGUCCAGAUCAAAAGGUCAGAAGCUCCCUCCACGGUAUAAUGCGACAAACCAUCAUAUUGGCAGUAUUGAUGAUGCUGUAGUUGAGUGGAGGCAAUUGAAAGACCAGAAAGAAGCCGCUGCAGAUGGUCGUCUGCAUUUGCCAUCUCGUCCGCCAAGCGUUGGUCUGCCACAACACCAGAGGAAAGCUUCGGCUCCACACAUCAACCAAGUUGAAUAUGGAAGACAGCUGGAAACAAACACCGAUCGUCAGAAUCAACAAAGUAUGCUGUCAUCAUUGACUACUACUGCUCGAACCCAACCCAUAUUUCCAACCGGUCCAAAGGCUAUGUCAAUUCGAGAGGCAGAGCGACCGCGUAGAGAGAGAAAGAAAAGCCAAGGAGUUCAACCGGGAGUGCAAUCGACUGCAGAUACGAAAGCGCGUUCAACCAUUCCAAUUGGGCCGAAAUUCAUGCCUGUUUGGCAGCUGGCUCAAAUUCUGAAGGAGAAACAGGAAAAAGAGAAAAAGAAUCUUGGAACACCGCCGGGAAAUCACCAACAAAGAUUGAUAGACCCUGCUACUACUACUGUCAUCCGCGAGAAUAAUAUUCACGACCAGGACGCAAGUGAAGCAAGACCAGAAGUCCCUGCUUCCUUGGAAACUUCUUCAGCUCCUGUUGCUGCUGGUGAAAGCUUGCAAGAUCAGCGCGAGAGGGGACAUGAUCAGAAGAGAAACGAAUUCUUACAAAAUGCGUACACACAACGAGGUGUUUUCCGGGAGGAGAAAUUGAAGGAUCAAGUACACGAACCUGGUCUGUCUGUUCAGGAUAAUUUCCAACACCUCAACACGGACAUCCCUAGCCGAGAGGAUAAUGAUCCCUCUACCGUUGAGACCAUCGAGGUUUUAGAUAGACCAUGGAAUGGAGUAUCGGAAUUUGUCGUUUCCCAAGAGUAUAACGAUACUUUGCCGGAGUCUGAUGACAGGAAUUUCAGAUUGAACAACUUCACUCCUUCCGAACAGCCAUCAGAAAAAGUCCCAGUGGCAGACCUUAAUGAGGCAUCGAACUCUACACCUAAAGGUUUCUAUGAAACUUCGCACCAAGCUUCAGUCACACUUGUGGGAAACCCGCAAGUAGGUCCACAAAUUGCUUCGAAUCCUUCCCGCAGAGAUCCGACACCUCUUGAGCUACACCAAGUGGAAAGAUCUCAAGCGAAAUAUGCAAGCCCUGAGUCUCAUCCUCAUUUGAAUCCCAGUGAAAUCGAACUAGAUGCCGAAAGAAGAGCUAAGCAGCAUCAGGAAAUUGCAGAGCAAUCAAGACUCCAAGCUCUUGAGCGGGAACAGAAAACUCAGGAUGCUAUACAGACUUGGAGACGAUCCGAUGUCUUUAAACAAGAACCAAGUGAUUCACAGGAAAAUUUCCAGAGAAAGGCAAUUAGAAAGCUCCAAGAAAUUCAAGAUCAGUCGAAGAUACCAGGCAACCGAAACGAGCAAGAUGUUCUCCAUGAUUUUAGUCAGCUUGACGCUUUUCUACAAGAUUUCACGCUUUCUCAGCAAGAUACUGCUCGGGAGAUGUGGAUGGAGGAAAAACACAGGGUUGAUAGGAAGUUGGGUAAGUUUUAUGGAACCGUUACUACUCCUAACAAAGAGGCCACAGAUAGUCCACGUGUGAGCAACAACGUAUUCAAGCAGCCGCGUCAAGAGAAAAUCAACGAGGAAAAUGAUGUUGAAGAGAAAUCUGUUGAAGACAAGUCUCUUCCUCAAAACAAAACUUCACCUACGAAUAACUCUCACCUCCCGCUGAAAUCUGAAUUACAUCAUCUACUCAAAAAAAAGCGGAAGCAAAUACUGAUGACAAACAUGCUACAUGAUCAAGACAUGAAGGAGAGAUUUGUGCAGGAUGUUCCUUUUCCGCAACAGAACUUAGCCAAUGAUAGUUGGAAUAUUGUAGCAAAAAUGGUAAAUCGCCGCUUACAGAAACUCCUCGAUCAAAUCAGAGCAUGCAUGGUCAGUGAAGGCGUAGAAAGUUAUGCCGAGGACGUUGAAUGUAGUGAAGAGGAGCACCGGCAAGUUCAGGAGAAAAUACUGACAAAGGUCAAUCGAAAACUUCGCGAGCAACUCAGGAAAUUUGAACCUUCAGCAAGAAAUCAAGAAGGGAGAAGAACUCGUGGAGAAGGACAGCAGAAGAAUCCCAAUAAUCGCAAAUCUUCCAAAGAGGAAAACCAAGAUGGUGAUGGUGAUGGUGUUGAUCUUUCGAAUUACACUGGUCGUGCUGAAGUUACAAAUAAUCAACAGGAAGUGAUCAGCACUUCACUUGGAGAUCAGGUAAUGGGAGAUAUUACGGAUGCUGAUGACGAAGCCGAUAUUGAAGUACAACAAAAACGAAAGAGAGACGUCCAAUACUUUGAUUAUGCUCCACGUAAGCCUGCCAAGAAGAGGAAGCCUAGCGAAAAUAAGCUGGAUGGUGAGAGCAAACAGGCACGCAACCAGAGAUUGAGGGAUUUGUAUUAUUCUGGACUCAUUGCGAGUAUGGAAGAUGUCACGGGUCUUGAGAAGGCUGACGCUGCCAAACUACAUGUCGAGAACAAACGAGACCAAGAUACGCGGAAGGGUAGUUCCCAGUAUUCUGAUCCAAUGAUCUUAAAAGAUGAGAUGUCUAGCAAUAAUAAGCCCCAGACCGAGAACUCUGAACGCAAAAUACGGAUCGACAUUGACCACGAAGCUCAGGACACACGUACUGUGAAAAAUAAACGAGAAUAUCGUCAGAUAAUCCCCUUGGCCUUUCACCGCUCGUAUCAGAAGCAAUUCCCGAAACGGCCAAAUGAAUCACUGCUCGAGUUUCGCGAGAGAAAGCUUGCUGCAUACAUCGUCAGCGAUGAAUACAAACAACGUCAAUCAGCUGGCUUAGGCACUAAGAGUAGCAAUGUGACUAAUGAUCUAGAACAAGCCAAUAGUGAUGAGGAUCUGUCGGAGUAUCUACCAUCAGGUAUGAACCAGUCGAGUUUGAGCAACCAAGUUGGUACGCAUGCCAUGAAUGAGGAGAUGACAAAUUCAAGACCUCCGCGUCAAGCGAAGAAUAUUUCUGCUCGAGAAGAAUAUCUUCGAAAGCAAGACGCCAGAAUACUUGAGGAACAGAAGCAACAAGUUGGUAAUACACGCAAUGAUUACCUUAAGACAGAAGGCGGCAGCCGAUCGCAAAGCAGAGCUGUAGGUAGUUUCAGAUCUCAGCAACAACUCCAGUCGUUCGAUACAAAUUUGUCAGCGGUAGUCCAGCACAAUGAUGCAGUUAUGGCAGGGAGCAAUGUCGAGACAGCUAUUGAUUUGACGUCUGAUUGA